UGGCAUAAGAAAGCGGAUCAACGGCCCACCUUUGCAGAGAUUGUCUGGAGACUACGAAGGCUGUUGAUUCCCGUCGGUAGCGGCUGUUGCCCAGGUACUUCGUCUUUAAAAUAAGACGUAGAAAGUCAAGACGUGGAAUCGUCUUGAAGCAUAUCCAAAUAUGCUCGAUACACUCUAGAGCGAUGUGCUCUAGACUAUCAUUUUCUCUAGAGUUCCCAAUUGCCUGGGGAUGCAAAGAAAAGGUUAACGAGCAGCUAUGGAAAUUGAGGAAAUAGAAGGAAUGGAAGUGGAUUACGGGGUACCUUUACACAAAACGGGUGUUGCGUUGGUCCCUGAUGCUCGUUCUGGGGUAGUGCUGAAGUGGACGCUAGAAAAUGCAGUAGAGAGGAACGGGGAGCUUCUUCUGUUCCAUGUCCGAUCUGUUGUCCGAACAAUUACAACUCCUGUUGGGAGAGUACCUGUAUCGCAAGUUUCGAAGGAAAAACUUGCAGCGUAUAUGGUAAGCAAGGAGGCCAAGACAGCGGACUUCUCUCAGGAGCUGCAAAAUGUCUGCAGACGUUAUGAGGUGGAAGCAGAAUUCGUUCUCGUAGAGAGCGACGAUGUUGGUAAGUCUUUGGUGGAGCAAAUUGAGAAGUACCAAGUGACAACAUUCGUUCUUGGAGAGUCCCGAACAAACCUUCUGAGAUUGAGGUCGGGAGUUUCAGACUACGUUCGGAAACAUGCUCCAGAUUACUGUACUGUACAGUGCAUAUCGAAAUCCUCGAAAUUGGCAUCAUUCAGGAAUGCUUCACCACCGCACUCAUUCCCUCGUACAAAUUCAUCUCCUGCUCGUCCGAGUGUGGCGGACAAAUUCAUUUUCCCCUUAUCUCCGUCUCCAUCCUCUAGCUGGCUGGAAGCUGACGCUUUGAAUCGCGAAAUUCUCAUGGUAUCGACCUCUCCGCUGAAAAGUCACCUAUCAAUGCGAGGAAGUGACAGUAAGGAUGAGAUUGCUGAAGGAAGCUACCAACCUCAAACGCCGGAACUAACAGUUGUGCCACCAGCCUUUCGCACUGAAGAAGAAUUCGGAGAGUCUUCGCCCAGUAGUAUCAUCAGCGAGCCCCUGCCUGCGGAUCCCAAGGUUAGAUUUACAAGAACAGCAUUUUGUUCUGACUCUCUCGUGCAGGCUGUAGAUCUGGAGCAAAUAAACAUGCUCAAGCAGCAGUUACAAAAUGCCAUCGUGGCUGCAAACAAAGCAAAAGAAUCUGCCGACGCUGAAACACUACGGAGCCAGGAAGCUCGCGAGAAGGCUGAUUGGGCUUUAAAACGGGUAAACUGGAGAUGCUAUCGUCAAAAGUCUUACGAUUUCAUGGCAUUCCAGGCGGAAAUAUUGAUGCGAGCGGUCGAGGAGGACAAUCAGCGAGAGUAUAACACAGCAAAGAAACUGGAUGAGGAAUCGCAGAAACGUGCUGAAGCUCUCACGCUUGUCAACACAAUGAAAAAAGCACUGGUAGACGAAAUCCGAAGGAGGAAGGAAAUGGAAAACAGGAUAGAGCUCCAAUGUAAAGCAGAAGCUGAGAGAGAGGCCAACAGGCAACAACUGCUCAAGUACACACAAUUCACGUUUGAGGAACUCCGAGACAUCGCAGACAACUUUUCUGAGAACAACAAAAUAGGAGAGGGAUCAUACGGUCACGUCUACAAAGGCACUCUCCACAGGACCAACGUAGCAGUCAAGGUUCUAAGACAUGAUAGUUGGCAAGGACCACAAGAGUUCGAACAAGAGGUGGAAGUGCUGAGCCGACUACACCAUCCUCACAUCGUUCUACUGCUAGGCGGAAAUCCGGAAAAGAAAUGCCUUGUCUACGAGUACCUGGAAAAUGGGAGCUUGGAAGAUCGACUGUUCUGCAAGGACGACUCGCCGCCAAUCUCAUGCCUCACGAGGUACCAGAUUGCGGUGGAAGUCGGCACAGCGCUCCUCUUCCUCCACAAGGCAAAGCCACAGCCGAUCGUGCUCCGGGACCUCAAGCCUUCCAACAUCCUGCUAGACAAAAACUACAACAGUAAGAUCAGCGACGUUGGGUUGGCAAGAUUCAUGCCAGGCGACGAGACAAGCGUGAGGAGCACAUCACCUGUGGGAACUUUCGCGUACAUCGAUCCGGAGUACCAGCGGGAAGGCAGCUUCAAUGCAAAGUCCGACGUGUUUGCUUUCGGGAUCAUCCUGCUCCAGCUCCUCACCGCGACGAGCCCGGUUGGAAUCAUCCACAAAGUUUCCACUGCCGUGGAUCAGGGACACCUGAUGGAGAUCCUCGACACUAGCGCUGGAGAGUGGCCGCUGGCAGCCGCGACGCAGCUGGCUUGCAUUGGUCUAAACUGCGCCGAGGUCCAGAGGAAGAACAGGCCGGAGCUGGAAAACGUGUUGCAGAUGCUCGAGACGAUGAAUCAUCUGUUUCGCAGCGAGGAGCGACCGAAAUCCGCGGCUCCAACGCUCUUCCUGUGCCCGAUUCUCCAGGAGGUGAUGGAAUACCCUGUGAUCGCGUCGGACGGAUACACGUACGAGUAUGACGCGAUCAUUCGCUGGCUCCAGAAGAGCGAUGCGUCGCCGAUGACGAAUUUGCCGCUGGAGAACAAGAACUUGACACCGAAUCGCGUCGUGAGGUCGGCGAUCUGCGAGUGGAAAGCGCCAAAACUACCCUAGGAUCAUCUACCUGGAUUCACGCGCAUUUCUUGAAUUUCUUGCAUCCCUCGUGUGAUCAUAUGUGGAAAACACUGGACCUUGUAAACAUGCUGAUGAACCGCCAAAAGGAGUACCAUAUCCCACACCCUUAUCAACAUUCUCAAAAAGAAAA
Molecule: messenger RNA, 2825 nt
Organism: Selaginella moellendorffii
Lineage: Eukaryota; Viridiplantae; Streptophyta; Lycopodiopsida; Selaginellales; Selaginellaceae
Product: U-box domain-containing protein 35
Exons: 6
Coding region: 257-2674 (805 amino acids)
Biological process (GO): protein phosphorylation; protein ubiquitination
Molecular function (GO): ubiquitin-protein transferase activity; ATP binding; protein kinase activity
Source: RefSeq, a predicted model, not a curated record